UGCGCUCCGCAGCGGCGCGCCUCGGCCGGCGCCCCCGCCAGUCCUGCCGGAAGAUGGUCAACGACCGGUGGAAGACCAUGGGCGGCGCUUCCCAACUUGAGGAACGGCCGCGCGACAAGCCGCAGCGGCCCAGCUGUGGCUAUGUGCUCUGCACCGUGCUGCUGUCCCUGGCGGUGCUGCUGGCUGUGGCUGUCACCAGCGUGGUGCUGUUCCUGAACCACGUGCACGCGCCCGGCACGGCACCCCCGCCCAUCGUCAGCACGGGGCCGGCAGGGGCCAACAGCGCCCUGGUCACCGUGGAGAGGGCCGACAGCUCCCGCCUCAGCAUCCUCAUCGACCCGCGUUGCCCCGACCUCGCCGAUGGCUUCGCCCGCCUGGAGGGGGCCCAGGCCUCCGUGCUGCGGGUGCUGACUGAGCACCAGGCCCAGCCACAGCUGGCAGACACCCAGGAGCAGGAGCUGCUGGACACGCUGGCCGACCAGCUGCCCCGGCUGCUGGCCAGGGCCUCGGAGCUGCAGGCCGAGUGUGUGGGGCUGCGUAAGGGCCACAGCACGCUGGGCCAGGGGCUCAGCGCCCUGCAGAGCGAGCAGGGCCGCCUCAUCCAGCUUCUCUCCGAGAGCCAAGGCCACCUGGCUCACCUGGUGAGCUCCGUCAGCGACGUCCUGGACGCCCUGCAGAGGGACCGGGGGCUGAGCCGGCCCCGAGUCAAGGCUGACCUUCAGAGGGCGCCUUCCAGGGGAGCCCGGCCCCGGGGCUGUGCCAACGGCUCCCGGCCCCGAGACUGCCUGGACGUCCUCCUGAGUGGACAGCAGGAUGACGGCGUUUACUCCGUCUUCCCCACGCACUACCCUGCUGGCUUCCAGGUCUACUGCGACAUGCGCACGGAUGGCGGCGGCUGGACGGUGUUCCAGCGCCGGGAAGACGGCUCCGUGAACUUCUUCCGGGGCUGGGAGGCGUACCGGGAGGGCUUCGGCAAGCUCACAGGGGAGCACUGGUUAGGGCUCAGGAGGCUGCACGCCCUGACCACGCAGGCGGCCUACGAGCUGCACGUGGACCUGGAGGACUUCGACAACGGCACGGCCUACGCCCGCUACGGGAGCUUCGGGGUGGGCUUGUUCUCGGUGGACCCCGAGGAGGACGGGUACCCGCUCACUGUGGCCGACUACUCGGGCACCGCAGGUGACUCCCUCCUGAAGCACAGCGGCAUGAGGUUCACCACUAAGGACCGUGACAGUGACCAUUCAGAGAACAACUGUGCUGCCUUCUACCGAGGUGCCUGGUGGUACCGCAACUGCCACACAUCCAACCUCAACGGGCAGUACCUGCGUGGUGCCCAUGCCUCCUAUGCCGAUGGCGUCGAGUGGUCGUCCUGGACCGGCUGGCAGUAUUCACUCAAGUUCUCUGAGAUGAAGAUCCGGCCGGUCAGGGAGGACCACUAGACAGGCAUAGAGUUCAAUCUGAGCGUCCUCCAGCCACACCCCAUCACUACCCCUACCCACACCUGCGUCCAUCCCUGCCUGUUGCUGAGAACCUUCUCUGUCCCGCUGUGCAUGACUGACCUGCUUUCCAGGAGGCGUGGGCCAUACCAGCCUCGAUGCUCAGCCCCCGGAAGUGGGGUCACACAUCACCCUGCGCCCUUCCCACCUCCCCGACUGGCAGCUAACAUUACAUCUCUUGCCUCUGCUAAUGGGCCUGGUGAGCUCCUCGACCCCGAGUCCUACUGCCCAGACUGUGGCCCCGUGUUGUGGCCCUAGUAGGGUCAGUGGAGCCUGCUACACGCCCUGGUUCUGGGCCGUGCCGCCGGGCAGCUCCCUCUCUGCCUGCCCAAACACCUGGCAGUGAGGCCACCGGAGUGUGAGGGCCCCAGCACCCCUGGGGCCUUUCCAGCGACCAGUGGGGAACGUCCUCCAGAGUCAGGCCUGAGGCCCUCCUCUGCCCACCGGCACCAGCUGCAUCUCCUGGCCAGCAGAUCCCACUUCUUCCCAGAGGCUGAGUGAGAACUGCCCGGGGCUGUGCCCCGCCCUGCACCCCGGCCAGGCCGGGCACCGCUGGCUGUGGGGACCCAGGCAGAGGCCAGCUGAGCCCCACCCCUGCACCCCUGGCAGGCCGGGCAGGCCUCCAGGCCCCUGGACUUGCUGUGCCUGUGGGCUCCACCUAGCUCAAAGGAGGCCCAACCCAGCUGCCACCCAGCCUCCUGCCUGGGUGGUGGGCUUGGCCCCAUCCUGCCAGGCCAGCCUGCUCUGUGGGAGGUCGUCCCCUGCUGGCAACUGCCGGUACUGCCCUUUGGGCCCAGCCCUGCUGAGAGUCAGGAGGGCCUGGAGGGUCUCAUGGGCCCUUGGAGGCCGCAAAGCACCCCCUGCAUUUUCCCAUAGGUCCCCCCAGCACUCCAGGAAUGACUUGCAGGCUCCCAGGUCCAGGGCCGGAAUUCCAGCCCCAACCGCCUGCCCAAAGCCCUGGGGCCACACGUUUGCAGCGGGAUCAGGCCCAGGGCUGCUUAUCCGUGUUCCUGCCUAUGGGAACCCAAUGGGGGUGUCCUUUAGAUGAUCAGGGAGCCAGUGACUCCUCGGUCAGGAAGGAGGGACACCUGAGCCUGGGACCUGGGGAGUGUGGGUCGUCCUCUCAGCUCCUGAGGACCCUGCCUGGCCACAUGACCUGGACAGUUCCUCACACUGCCCUAGCCUCGGCCUUCAGCGAAUGUCAGCAGCAGGUCUAUCUGCGUGGCCAAGGCCCUGGGGGCUGGACCAGGUUGCUACCCUGGGCAUCAGCCAGGAAACAGGCCCAGUGUGACCCGGUGGUGGCCGGGUGGUGGCCAGGAGCAGCCCAGGUACAGGUGGGCACCAGGGAGCGGAGGCGUAAGACCUGCCCAGGCGUGAAGGGAAGCCCCCGAGGAGCCUUCCGGAGCCACCCUGCCCUAGAGCACCAGCCCUCUCGAGGCCAGGGCAUGUGACCUUCCUGGCACUGAAGGGCAGUGGCAGCCCUGCCAAGUCCCCAGGGGGCAUCCUUCAUGGGCCACAGCCCUGGCCUCAAGAGCCCACAGUCUUAUGUCAGUGCAAAUGGCCAUCACCUGAGACGGCAGUGACCACAGGAAGCAGGGGUGCUGGGAGACCAUAGGGCCCUGCAGAUCCACCAAGACCUGAGGGGUGAGUGACCAGGCCACAUGACUGGUGUGGGCAAGGGUCACCAAGACCCACGGUCAUCACACCCAAACCUUGCCCCACUGGGCCCAAUUUGAUGAUUUGGCGGGGGAAUGCCCAUGUCCCAGGAUGUCACCUGGCCAAACCCCCCCCUUUCUUCCCCCCUUGGCGAAGAGAGUGAGCCAAGCUGUGCCCCCACGGGGACCUGGGGCCACAUGGCUUGGCCGACCCCACCCCAAGCUCUGGAAUGUCCCUUCCUUGAGCCAGCGGCAUGCUAUGUGGGCUCAGCCGGGGCCUCAGGAGUGGCCCCCAGUCCUCUGAUCCAUCUCAGAGAGUCCAGCCAGAGGCCACUCAGCUGGUGGCCUGGGCUCUCCAAGUGCAGAGGAUGGAAGGACCUGGUUUCCAGCCGGUGGCCUUAGCCACUGACCAGGACACAGCCCCCCGCUGCACCAACCUGCAGCUGCGCACAAGCCGGUCAUCUGCCAUCUGUCCUCUGUCCGUCCUCAGGGCAGAUGUGUGCGCAGUGCCCACUUGUUCUGGUGCCCCAGCUUCCUCACCCCCACCCUCACCCACGCAGGCCUCCCCCAGGUGGGAGCCUGGGGGUCCUGUCUCCAGAGCCUGUCACCAAGGACCUGUCUCCAGCAGAGAUUCGGGGGCUGCGCAGCGUCAAGGUGGCCUGCCAGCCCCGCCACACAACCAAGAGGACGCAGGUCCUGGCCGGAGAGGGAGGAGGACGGGCAGGGCCCUGAGCAGGGCCUGCCGCCUGCCCCAGGUCACAUCCCGAGGAGUGAGCUGGAUGGGACUCACGGAGCCCUGUAGGAGACGGACGCUGAACUUGGAGCAAGUGAUGAGGGGGCGCCCCCAGCCCCCAAGGGCCUGUCUCUUCAUCUGCUUGCAAAGAAGUUGCCCCAACGCUCCAGAUGACCCAGCGACUGCAGACUCAGCAAGCCCGGCCCUGGGGUCUGGCCUCCGGAGGGGGCGGUCUGGCCUGCAGCUUGUCAUGUGGCCCCAGUGUGCCGGAGGCUCGCCAGAGAGUAGGGCCCGGGGCAGGCAGGACCCCAGGCCCCGCCAGGCCCCCGUGGGUGAAAUGUGGCACAGGACGUGGCUACCUGGGGCUGUGUGCCCUGUCUUCUGUGUUCCUGUCUCCAAUAAAGCCUGU
Messenger RNA from Sciurus carolinensis (gray squirrel), 4293 nucleotides. RefSeq names its product fibrinogen C domain containing 1 (gene Fibcd1). The record is from RefSeq and is a predicted model, not a curated record. NCBI's taxonomy places the organism in Eukaryota, Metazoa, Chordata, Mammalia, Rodentia, Sciuridae. The transcript is spliced from 7 exons. The coding region runs from base 54 to 1439 and encodes 461 amino acids.